Messenger RNA from Anolis carolinensis (green anole), 4921 nucleotides. RefSeq names its product zinc finger protein 25. Gene Ontology annotation, molecular function: DNA-binding transcription repressor activity, RNA polymerase II-specific; RNA polymerase II cis-regulatory region sequence-specific DNA binding. Gene Ontology annotation, cellular component: nucleoplasm. The transcript is spliced from 8 exons. The record is from RefSeq and is a predicted model, not a curated record. NCBI's taxonomy places the organism in Eukaryota, Metazoa, Chordata, Lepidosauria, Squamata, Anolidae. Bases 78 to 2672 code for a protein of 864 amino acids. Gene Ontology annotation, biological process: regulation of transcription by RNA polymerase II.
CAAGGUAUUUGCAUGGAAGCAACUCUACUGACACUUUUUAUCCCAGAACCGAAGUUUGGCUUGAAGAGAGGAAGGGGAUGGAGGAGCUAAAUCCUGCAAGUCUGCAGCUGGAACAAAGAACUCCAAGAGAAGGAGGGACAGCUGGAAGCAGGGUUCAGGCCAAAUAUGUGGUUGAGGGGACAAUGUGGAAAGCGCCGGUAGAAGGCAACAUGCUUCCAGGUCACAGAGUUCAGCAACACUGGGAAGUCCAAUGGCAGGAGUUCCUGAAGACCCUCCAGUCGCCUUCCUGGGCAUGUGAAAGCCUUCCGUCGGCAGAAGAAAUGCCGUGGGAUGAGGCCAAGGCCUUCCUGGCCUCCUUCGAGCAAGUGGCCAAAGCCUGUCGGUGGCCAAAGGAAGACUGGGCGGCCCGGCUGUUGCCUGCAUUGAGCGGAGAAGCAGAGCAGGCUUUUCUGAGCCUGGAAGCCGGGGACAGGGAGGAUUAUGGUAAAGUGAGGGUGGCCAUCUUGAGAGCGGAGGCCCUGAGAGCGGAGCUGCAGCGCCAGCAUUUCCGGCAGUUCUGCUGCCAAGAGGUCGAGGAUCCGCGAAGGGUUUACAGCCAAGUCCAGGAGCUUUGCAGUCGGUGGCUGAAGCCGGAGAGACGCAGCAAGGAGCAGAUCCUGGAGCUGCUGGUCCUGGAGCAAUUCCUGGCCAGUCUUCCCCAAGACCUGCAAGGAUGGAUCCGAGGCGGAGGGCCGGAGAGCUGUUCCCAGGCUGUGGCCCUGGCAGAGGACUUCCUCCUCAAGAGACAGCAAGAGGCCGAUUCCGCCAGGUGCCAGAGAACGUCGCAGGAUGUGUGUGUCAGUUCCCUGGAGGCAGAAAGGAAGACACUAGAUGCUGCUCGGGGACAGAUCUAUGAAGAAGCCAAGCCAGUGCAGGAUGCCGUGAUCCCUUUGCUAGGUGGUGGAAUCAAAGGCCUAAGUCCUUCCAUUUCAGUGUUUCCUCUUGAAGGACAAGUUGAGACAGAAGCUGAGCCGGGUGAGGGAUCGUUGCAGGAUGUGUGUGUUGGUUCCCUGGAGGCAGAAAGGAAGUCACCAGAUUCUGCUCAGGGACAAAUCUAUGAAGAAGCCAAGCCGGUGAAGGAUGUGGAGAUCCCUUUGCUAGGUGUUGGAAUCCAGUGCCCAAGUCCUUCCAUUCCAGUGUUUCCUCCUGAAGGACAAGUGAAGACAGAAGCUGGGCUGGGUGAGGGUCUGCUGGACUGCAGAGACACAGGCGUCUCUUUGCACAGGGUUGAGCAGACGCUCUCCCAGCCAGGCCAACAGACCAUCUUCUGGCAAGUCCUGCAGGAGGAGGGCGGAAAUGUACUGCCGUUUGGUGAGGGGACAGCAACUUCUCUCAAGGUGGAGGAGUCUCAGCAUGGAGGGGAUGAGCUAGAGGAGAGGAACGGGGCAGUGCCAUUCGUAAACGAAGGAGAUGGACCGUUGAUGGCGGAGACCUUUGGAGAAAGAAGUGAUGAAAUGGAGUGUUGGAACGGGAUGAAUAUAGCUCAGCAGGUGGAGUCAUUGCCAGCAGAAGCAUCUCAGUGGAGUUUGCCUAUGGCAUCCAACAUUCAUAAGACAGGAUACAAGCUCAGAGGUCAGGAGUUGAAGAAGUUAGUGGAGAGAGAGAGGAAACACACCAAAAGCCUUAUAGGUGCUGAUAACAAGGCCUCCAGAGAAAUGGGGAAAUCCUUGUUCUCCAAGUAUGGGAGAAAACUCCACAAUGUGUCAGAUGUGUUUGUUGGUCUAAACCCAGGAAAGAAAGAUGUUGAAUGUCCUGAAGUUGACGAAAGAAGCAAGAGCAAUGGUCAGUCAUUACAGGGAUACCAAAAUGUUCCUACAGAAAGGAAACUGCAUAAAUGUGCUACUAGUGAGUAUGGCUUCAAAUCUAGAGCACACGUGGCAACCCACCAGCAAAGUCGCAUUGGACAAAAGCCAUACCAAUGUUCUCAGUGCCAGAAAUGCUUUCGCCGGAAAGAUAAUCUGCUGAAUCACCAGAUAAGCCAUACUGGGGUGAAACCCUAUAAAUGCUCUCAGUGUAGCAAGUGUUUCACUCGGAAAUAUGGCUUGAAGGAGCAUCAAAAAACUCAUACUGGAGAGAGUACUUAUGAAUGUUCACAGUGUGGCAGGUGUUUCGUUCAUAGGUCUAACUUGAAGAAUCAUCAAAGAAUUCAUACUGGAGAGAAACCCUAUAAAUGCUCUCAGUGUGGCAAGUGUUUCACUGUGAGAUCUAGCUUGAAGGGCCAUCAAAGAAUUCACACUGGAGAGAAACCCUAUGAAUGCUCUCAGUGUGGCAAGAGUUUCACUCUGAGAUCUACCUUGAAGGACCAUCAAAGAAUUCAUACUGGAGAGAAACCUUAUGAAUGUUCUCAAUGUGACAAGUGUUUUGUUCAUAGAAUCAGCUUGAAGUACCAUCAGACAAUUCAUACUGGAGAGAAACCUUAUGAAUGUUCUCAAUGUGGCAAGUGUUUCAAUCAUAGAGUCAAAUUAAAGAGGCAUCAAAGAAUUCAUACUGAAGAGAAACCCUAUGAAUGUUCACAGUGUGGGAAAUGCUUCCGACAGCGCUCACAUUUGAGUGUCCACCGCAGAAUCCAUACUAGAAAGAAACUCUAUUGUGCCCCGAAUGUGGAAGAGGCUCCUUUUAGUGACAUCUGUUGAAUAGACACCAGGGAACUCAUAGAUCCUUCAUAUGGUCUCUGUCUUCUGUGAGUGAGAAGAACUGUGGGCUCAAAGGUACAAUGAAGAAACAUUAAUAUUUUUGAAGGGUGCUGAGAUAAUGUGUACUCAAUAGUCUGUAGGCCACUGUAGGAUGGAGGAAACUGGGGGCCCUCCUUCCUUAAAUUGCUCACCCAGCUGCAGGUUCAAGUGAAAGACCAGAUUUCUCCUGAGAAAUAAUUUUAUAAGUCAGGAUGGACAGUUUUAAAAUAUAGAUAGGUGGGUGUUACACAAGUGUUUCCAAUGUUUUGCUUUUUAGUAUUCAGUUUUUCAAAACAAUAAUAAAUGUACAGUUGUCUGUCCACUUUUGUUGGUUAGGGGCACACGGCCCCCAUGAAAGUUGAAAACAGAAGGCAAAAAUGUAAAAGAAGAAACAAGAGGAAAUGAACUUGAUUAUAGAGGAAAUUAAGAGGUGAGAAGAAGAACAAAUGUUAUAUGUAGAGACAAUAAUAAAGGUUUGACAAAGUAAUUAUAAUGAUAUUUGGUCGUAUUCAUUUUAUGUAACUGUAAUCCAGUGAGGAACAUAUCCUCUGUAGAAAUGGAGCGCCUUAUUGUAAAUAAAGAGCAGUUGCCAGAAAAUAUUUGCUUCAUUCCUAAAAAGAUGUGUCUGUGGUUGAUCUUGGCAUUCAAUGUAUCAUAAUGACCAUUUUAUGCCACCUUUGUGGUUUUGCUGACAAAACUGGACAUUUGAAAUAUGCCUUGCCUUGCCAAAAUAAGUUUUCAUUUCUAAGUAUCAAGGUUCAAAUUCUUUCAUACCUCCCUCACCUGAUGUCUGAGCAAUCCCGUUUCUUCUCCAGAAAAAGAAAUAAUGUGCUAGGCAUUAUCCAAAGUAGAAAAACAGUUAAAUCAGUCUCUGCUUAUUUACAGCUCCUUAUCCAUGCCUUGGAUGUCAUAGAUCCCUCUCUACUGCUUCGGUCAGACAUCACCUGGAUAACCCUGUGUCCAAUUCUGGGCCUCACAAUUCAAGAAGGGUAUUGACAAUAUCCAGAAAAGAAUGAUUAAAACAAUCAAAUGUUUGGAAGCCACAAAUCCCUGUGAGGAAUAGCGCAGGAAUUUGGAUGUGUUUAGUGGAGUGAAGGUUAAGAGGGGACAUUCUAGUUACGUUUAUAUAUUUGAAAGGAUGUCACAUUGAGGAAGGAUCAGGCUUGUUUGCUGCUACUCUAGAAACUAGAUGCAGUUGAUUCAAACUGCAGGAACAGAGAUUCUUCCUAAACAUUAGAAAAAACACUCUGAUGAUCUGAGCUAUUUACGUGGGAUCCUGAUGAAGUCUUAUUCACCAAAGAUAUUUAAAGAGACUUGUUGGCUGAAAUUUUAAAGAUUUGGUUGGCAUAGCAAUCUUUGGUAUGACAAAAUGAACGCAUACACUGUAUGGACAGAUGGGUGGCCAGUGUCAGGAGUGCUUUGAUUGGGUAGUCUUAAAUGUCAGAGAAUUGGAUGGGAUGGCCCUGGUGGUCUCUUCCAACUUUAUGAGUCUAUGAAUAGCAGCAGUUGAAUAAUUUAUACCUAUUUAUACGUGGGCUUGAUUUGUGUAAUGUACACUAAACCCAUACAAAGAGAGAAUGAAGGUUCUGAGGGGGACGUGGGUUUAAAAAGAGAAUUUUCAAAGAUACUUCCAAUGACUAUAAGUCUCAUAUGUUUUAAUUGACCUAAGUUGCAAAAGGCCUAUGUUUGAGGCCUGCGCUUGAGAGAAAAUGCUGAUGUUUGGGAAAAGAGUUGUUCCAGAGAAAAGAAGUCACUUUCAAUAAUAACAAUACAUCAAGUCAGAACCGGUUACCCACUACUCCCUAGGAUUCCCAUACGGUUUUGAACCUAUACUUGCAACAAGAGGAAGAUAAGCAGGUAUUGAGAUCAGAGUCAAUAACAUGAAAAGCACCAUUGUCGAAAGAGUCACAUGUUGUUACAGCAUAGAAAACCAAUGGAAUUGCAGGAUGGUUAAGAUGCUUGUGAUGCAGCUAACAUUAGACGAAUGGGGUAAAUGAUCUUUGUAAGCCAAUAAGGAUAGGCUUACUAUUUUCUGUAGAAGUGAUAAAAACCCUUGCAACCAUUUUGAAAAGUAUGACAAAUCCUUUUAUUGAUUGCAUUGAUGUAUGCAUGUUUUUGUCGUCAUUGCUAAGCUCGCAAUAAAUAGCUCUUUUGCAGUUUGAAGAUCCAACUUUCGUGGUGUCCUUCCUCGCCCUCUCCACAGAAAAGGG